Limanda limanda (common dab) is the source of this 2018-nucleotide messenger RNA. It is a transcript of the gene coil, whose product is annotated as coilin p80. The record is from RefSeq and is a predicted model, not a curated record. Gene Ontology annotation, biological process: spliceosomal snRNP assembly. Bases 44 to 1651 code for a protein of 535 amino acids. Gene Ontology annotation, molecular function: U1 snRNA binding; U2 snRNA binding. Lineage: Eukaryota; Metazoa; Chordata; Actinopteri; Pleuronectiformes; Pleuronectidae. The transcript has 7 exons. Gene Ontology annotation, cellular component: Cajal body.
GUGUGGCGUGUGUUCGGUGUGUUCGGUGUGUUCGGUGCCCGUCAUGGACGCCAACAGCAGCAGUUUCAUCCGCGUGCGCCUGCUGUUCGACUACCCCCCCCCUGCCGUGGUGCACUGCCGGAUGUGCUGGCUGCUCGUGGACCUGAAGGCGUGUCGCGUGGUGGCGGACCUGGAGAGCGUCAUCAGGGAGAAGUUCGAGCUGAGCUCCGGAAGCAUCCUGAGCCUUUUCGUGGACGACUGCUACCUGCCUCACACCGAGCACAUCCUGGUGGUGCGGGACAACGACAGCGUCAGGGUGAAGGUUGACUCUCUGCCCCAGGUGAACGGGCACAGCAGCUCUCCAAAUACAUCUAGUAAAAAGUGUAAAAAGAGACAGAGACCCAAAGAGGACGAUGGGCCCGAAGGAACUGAAGUGAGUGUGGACUUGAAGGAAAAAAAGAGGAAAAAACGCAGCGAGGAGAGUCUGGAGGCGGACGCUAAACAAGCUUCAGGUGACAAGAGGAGUAAGAAGUCACAUGAAAAGCACGCAGAGAAAAAGAAGUCGAAGAAGAAGGACAAGGAAAAGAGCCCCGUUGCCCCCCCCAAACCAGCUCCAGCUACCAAACAAACAUCAGCUAGUGUUGAGCAGCCAGUUAAAAGAGCCAAGAAGGCCCCAGAAGCAGAAGGAAAAAUACAAAGCAAGAAGCCCACCGUCUCAUCUUCAGAUUCCAGUAGCAGCAGUAGUGAGGAAGAUGAAGCUCCCAAAAGACCACCUGCUCAAAAACCAGCCCCCAAAACACCCUCGUCCACCUCUGCUAGUUCCAAGGCACCUCCAGUCGUUAAACCCACCCCCAAAAAAUCGCAACGUGCCCCGUCAUCGUCUUCAGAAACGGAUUCCUCCUCUGAUGAGGGCCCCAGCGUUAAGAAAGUCCCAGCAAAAACCAAAACUUUAACCUCUUCAUCUCCAAAAAGCAGAAUAAACGACACUUCAAAAUCUCAGCCGGCUUCUUCCACACUGCAGUCCACAAACUGUGCAGCCGCGGCCCGGCCUCCUGUCAGCAAAGUCGCGGAGUCUAGUGGCUCCGACGGAGAAGAAGAGAUCCAGCUGGUUAUCCGGAAACCGAUGCUGCCUCCAGGGUUCGGUGUGGGGGGUCCGCGGUCCCCUUGGAGAGGCUCCACCCGCGUGAAAGGCGGUCGUGGGGAUCAUGGAGACAGGGGACGGGAUAGAGGCAGAGGUCAGGCUGGCAGCUUCGAGUUCAGCUAUGAUCGAUCCAGGGAGCCAAGCUACCAGACUGAUUCACUGAGCAACAAGUCAGUGGUCAUCCAGAAUGGAGUGGAGACCGGCCCCAAACAGGACUACAGCUCUCUGCCGCUGCUGGCCGCCCCCCCUCAGGUGGGGCAGAAGAUCGCCUUCAAGCUGCUGGAGCUUGGUGAGAACUAUGCGCCCGAAAUAUCAGAAUAUAAGGAGGGAAAGAUUGUGAGCUUCGACCUAACAACCAAACAGAUUGAGCUGCAACUCAUUCAUGCCUCUCAAGCUCCUGUAGAACCCGGAAAGUUUGACCUGGUCUAUCAGAACGCUGAUGGCUCGGAGAGUGUAGAGUACGCUGUAUCCAGAGGGGCUUGGGUGACAGAGCGCUGGGAUUCCCUACUGGAACCAAGGCUGAUCAUUUAAAUCAGACAAGUUUUUACAUUCACCUGAUCCUGCAGGAAGGAGAUGCCUUUUUAUCUCAUUAACUUUAUGUCAAAUUCAAAUUGUGCUCCUAGGUUAAAUCUGGAGUUACUUCUUAUCAUGGCAUAUUUUAGCUAAACGAUAUUAUACAGGAAAGGAAGGGAAUAUGAUUGAUUAUAUCCUCUUCCCCCCCUUUUUUUUAACUGUUGCAUUUAAAUUGUGUUCAAAAUUCCGUUAUUUGAAUACGUAGGUAGAAUGACUGAUUGUUUCCAGGGAUGGGACACACUGGUUUAGAUUUUUAUACAAUGAUGUGACGGUGGAUAUCAGUCUUGUUUAAAGUGUUUUCUAAUAAAAAUGUUUAUAAAAACUA